Solenopsis invicta (red fire ant) is the source of this 1005-nucleotide messenger RNA. Its product is annotated as acyl-CoA Delta(11) desaturase-like. Gene Ontology annotation, molecular function: iron ion binding; stearoyl-CoA 9-desaturase activity. The coding region runs from base 290 to 673 and encodes 127 amino acids. The record is from RefSeq and is a predicted model, not a curated record. Lineage: Eukaryota; Metazoa; Arthropoda; Insecta; Hymenoptera; Formicidae. Gene Ontology annotation, biological process: unsaturated fatty acid biosynthetic process. The transcript has 2 exons. Gene Ontology annotation, cellular component: endoplasmic reticulum membrane.
UAUAGUUUAUUAAAAAAAUUUUGUUUAAAUAAUUUUUGUUAAUAGACUGUAACAAUGGCGUUAAAACCACAAGUAAAUAAGGAACUUGAAGAAAAAUCGAAAUUCAAUAGAUCAAUAGUAUGGCGUAAUGUAAUUGUUUUAUCGUUGCUACAUCUUGGUGCCCUGGGUGGACUUUACCUGACAUUUACAUCGGCAAAAUAUAUGACUAUUUUUUUUGGUGAGUAUAGUUUAAUUUUAUUGCGUUGUACUUUUAAGUGCUUGCUCGCAAAAUAAUUAUACAACAAAAAUAAUGAAACGCUUGUGUGUAACGUCACGAUUUUUUUUGAUUGCAGUAAUUUUUUUAUACGAAUUUAGUCUUUUGGGAAUCUCAGAUGGAGCUCAUCGACUUUGGUCCCAUCGAUCCUACAAAGCCAAGUGGCCUCUCCAAUUGCUGCUAGCAUUCAUGAGCACUGUAGCUUUUCAGGAUUCCGUGAUUGUAUGGGCCAGGGACCACAGGGUCCACCAUAAAUUUAGUGAUACUGACGCCGACCCACAUAACCCCAACGUCGGAUUCUUUUUUUCGCAUAUAGGCUGGCUGCUUUGCAAAAAACAUUCCGAUGUCACGAAAAAGGGGAAAGGCAUUGAUAUUUCUGAUCUAGAGAGCAAUGCAAUAUUAGCGUUUCAAAAAAGGUAAGUGUAUCAAAAAAUAUUUAUUUUAAUUUCUUCUAAAAAAGAUUUUUGUUAGAUAAAAUACUUUUAUGUUCUAUAUAUAAUAAAAUACUUGGCUAACUCUGUGAUCUAAUCUUUGUUUUGGGACAGUUUAAUUUGAAAGCAUGUUUUUGUUUAGAGAUUACUUUUAUUUAAUUCUUUAUUUUAAAUAAGAUUUUUGUUAGGAAUUUUGGAAAAUUAAUAUACGACACUUUUUUUAAAACAAGAUUUUUGUUAGGUUGGUGUAAGUUAAAAUAAUAUCUUAUUAUCGAACAAAAACCUACAAUAAAUUUGUUAUUUCAGAUAUUAUACGAUAUU